AUGGACGUACACACAAUCUACGCAAAUAGCACAAAUCUAAAAUAUUUUAUUGGAAAUACCGUCAGAAUCGUUGGUAAAGUUUUAAAAAUUAGCGAUAAUAUCGCUAUGGUUGAAUCCACAGAUGGAGGUCAGAUAUCAGUCACAAUGAAUAGAGAGAGUGAUUAUAGUCAGGCUACCUUCUUUGAAAUUAUCGGCAAAGUCCAAUCUGAGAUUGCUCUCACAGAAUACACGAGUAUACCCCUCGGGAAUGACCUGGCUAACCCAUCAACUCUUGCAGAUCUCAGCGUGGUUGAUAAAGUCAUAGAAGCCAUGUUGAAACAUAAAGAUAUCUUUUGAGAAUGUAACAAUGACUGUAUGAUUAUUUAUUGACUUAUACUAAAUAUAUACUGGAAAGCCAUCUUGAAAUGCUCAUUAUACUUCCCCUUUCAUAUUGGCCUACAUAAGACAAAC
Wallemia mellicola CBS 633.66 is the source of this 450-nucleotide messenger RNA. RefSeq names its product replication factor A protein 3. Gene Ontology annotation, cellular component: nucleus; site of double-strand break; DNA replication factor A complex. NCBI's taxonomy places the organism in Eukaryota, Fungi, Basidiomycota, Wallemiomycetes, Wallemiales, Wallemiaceae. Gene Ontology annotation, biological process: base-excision repair; nucleotide-excision repair; mismatch repair. Gene Ontology annotation, molecular function: single-stranded DNA binding; damaged DNA binding. The coding region runs from base 1 to 336 and encodes 111 amino acids. The transcript has 3 exons. The record is from RefSeq and is a predicted model, not a curated record.